Messenger RNA from Mangifera indica (mango), 612 nucleotides. RefSeq lists its product as uncharacterized. The record is from RefSeq and is a predicted model, not a curated record. The transcript has 3 exons. Lineage: Eukaryota; Viridiplantae; Streptophyta; Magnoliopsida; Sapindales; Anacardiaceae. Bases 48 to 434 code for a protein of 128 amino acids.
UCUUAAUUAAUCUUUCUCCAGAAACUUUAACAUAAUACAAAUUAAUUAUGGUAAGUUUAGCGCUAACAUCCUCCCUCGUCCCAAGGUGCACCCCGGUUAAACUAGUAGCCUCAAGGAAUUCAAAGAGCUACAGGGCGAGGAACGUCGUGCUAUUAAGUUCAAAACAAGAGUUUUCAAGUGCUUCUGAAAAAGCCGCUGAGGCAGCAAAAAGUGGAGCCAAUGCGGCUGCCCAGAAAACAAAAGACUCAGCAGAAAAAGUUUCUGAAACAGCACAGGAGAUAAGUGAUAAAGCCAAGGAAACGGUACAAGAUGCAUGGGGAACAGUCAAGGAUACAGCAAAGAAGAUGAAAGACACAGUGGCUGGGACAGCUGAGAAAUCAGCGGAGACCAUUAAAGAAGGUGCUAAAACCAUCAAGCGCAACGUCAGUUCCUAAGCAAAUUACGGUGGGAAUAUAGUCAUAUAUACCAAUAUGAAUUUUGCUCUUCGCUAAUUUUGUUAUCUUAAUCUAAUAACUAUUAUACUAUGUAGCUUAUUAUAUAUGCAAUAUAGCAUGUAUGAUGUACCUGUACUUGAAGAAGUUUUCAUAAUACUUAAAGCUAUAUUAUACGUCA